AUGUCAGACAACAGCGCUGCUGUCAAUAACGGUACUUUGAUAGACCCCCAAAGAAACCAGCCUCCAGGAGGAGGUGGAGGGGGAGGAGUUACUAAUGGAGCUUUAGUUGUUAAAAAACCACCAUCUAAAGACCGUCAUAGCAAGGUUGAUGGUCGUGGAAGAAGGAUUCGGAUGCCGAUCAUUUGUGCUGCUAGAGUUUUUCAGUUGACUCGUGAAUUGGGUCAUAAGUCUGACGGACAAACUAUUGAAUGGCUUCUUCGUCAAGCUGAGCCUUCGAUUAUUGCUGCUACUGGGACUGGAACUACUCCUGCUAGUUUUUCUACUGUUUCUGUUUCGGUUCGUGCUGGUGGGAAUUCAAAUUCUAUAUCUUCGCUUUCGAGCAAUAAUGUUCAUUCUGUAGGUUCUUUGGAGCACAAGCCUUUGUUAGGGCCUGCUCCGUUUAUUCUAGGAAAAAGGAUGCGGCCGGAGGAGGAUGGUAAUGGUGGUGGGAAGGAUGAUGGUGGGGUUUCUGUGGGCGCCACUAUUGGGUCGUUAAUGGGGUCCACAGCAACAGCAGCAGCCGGGCCUGGUGGGUUCUGGGCUUUGCCUGCAAGGCCGGAUUUUUGGGGGUUUGCCGCUGCUGGACCGCCGGAAAUGGUUGUGCAGCCAACGGCGGUGCAACAGUCUUCGCUGUUUAUGCACCAGCAGCAUGCUGCGGCGGCUGCUGCUGCUAUGGGAGAAGCGUCGGCUGCUAGAGUGGGGAAUUAUCUACCUGGUCAUUUGAAUUUGUUAGCUUCAUUGUCGAGUGGGCCUGGGAGUUCAGGACGGAGAGAGGAUGAUCAGCGUUGA
Molecule: messenger RNA, 828 nt
Organism: Dovyalis caffra
Lineage: Eukaryota; Viridiplantae; Streptophyta; Magnoliopsida; Malpighiales; Salicaceae
Source: the annotation of a GenBank genome assembly